CGCGGUUGUUCUCCGAAGUCGUACAUCUCUCGUCUCUUCUCUGGAAAUUCAACAACCCAAAAUUCUCUCGGGCCGGAAGUCCAAGGUCCAUCAUGGCCGACCACCACCACCACCACCACCGUCCUCACCGCAUCUCACUCCCACCGCGCGCCACCACAUCAACCACCUUCGGCACCCCCACCACGCCGACUACUAUUAACAGACCCUACCCUCCCUACCCCUACGCUUCCUCAACUCCAAUCUCAACCCCGUCCAAACACCGCCUCUCCUCCCUCUCUUCCUUCAACUCCAGAUCUUCCACUUCUACCGAAUCCUCCCUCUCCUUCCUCUUCCUUCUCCUAUUCUCUCUCCGCUCCCUCUAUUCCCUCCUCCCUUUCCUUCGGUCCUCUCCUUCCUUCUCUCUUUUCCCCUUCUCUUUCCUCGUUUCCCUCCUCUCUUUCCUCCUCACACUCUCUUUCUCUUUUUUCACCUCCAAUUCUUCCUCUUUCAAAAACCCAUUUAACCGAAAACCUCAAAACCAACCCCUGUUUUCACUAUCCUUGAUUACGCAAUCUCAGCUGAGACUUUUGGUCGCCAAGUCCAUUCUUUUGGCCGUGGUUUUUCUUCUUCGAUUCCAAGCGCUCCGCUACUGCGGCACAGCAGCGAUGAUUCUAGCUGAAUUGUCCGGCAAUGUCGCUGCCAGGUUGGUUGCCGAGGGGAAGGAUAGGAGUAUCGGUGUCCGGAUUUGGAAACGGUCCUCUAAGGUUGGUGGGUUUUUCGCUUUGUUUUCUGGAUUGUUUUUGUUGUCUAUUAGUUGGGAUCGGGUUGAAUGCUUUCCGUUGUCUGCUUCUUUGGUUGAGAAAUUGGGAGUUUCAGUGUUUCCGAGGGAGAAUUGUGUGAGGGUUUGGCCAAUGCUGCUUCCGUUUCUUUCUGGAUUUUUGGGUUGCUACGAGCGCAUUUCGAUGAAUUGGGGGACAGUUAGGCAACUAGGUCGGAAACGGGUUAGGCUGAUUUCCCUGUUUUUCACUACUGUUGUACUUUUUGUACCUGCCGUUAUUAGUAUGCUCGUGUUUGAAGCUGAGGGAAAUAGUGUCUCCGUUGGGAAUAUGAUUUGGCCUCUGGCAAACACUGUUCUUUUUGGGGUUCUUUUGAGUGAAAAUUUUGGCGAUGAGAAGCUGGUGAGUUCCAAGGAUUUUCGGAGGGAGUUUUUGGUUACAUUUGUCUGUACUCUUGUCUUAGAGCUGUUCUAUUUUCCUGAGCUCUCGCUUUGGGGAUUGCUUCUUUGUGGUUUGUUGCUUUAUGUUGCUGUUAGGGAAUUAGAUCCUAUCUUUUCCAAUAAUCUUGAAUUGGGAGUGGAGUCUCCAGAGUCAUUUACCACCUCAAUUAUGAAACCAAUACGGCACAUUUUGAGCGAGAGGAAGUCCCGGAAGAUAGCACUUUUCCUUUUGAUCAACACGGGGUAUAUGGUUGUGGAAUUUGUUGCCGGGUUCAUGAGCAACAGUCUUGGCUUGAUAUCUGAUGCAUGUCACAUGUUGUUUGAUUGUGCUGCCCUUGCAAUUGGGCUAUAUGCUUCAUAUAUUUCUCGUUUGCCUGCAAACAACCAAUUUAAUUAUGGUCGUGGGAGAUUUGAGGUUCUUUCAGGAUAUGUUAAUGCUGUUUUCCUGGUUCUGGUUGGAGCACUAAUAGUUCUGGAGUCAAUUGAAAGGAUUUUGGACCCUCAGGAGAUAUCAACUAGUAGUCUCUUGAUUGUUUCAAUAGGAGGGCUUUUGGUAAAUGUGGUCGGUUUAAUUUUCUUUCAUGAGGAACAUCAUCAUGCCCAUGGUGGAUGCUCACAUUCUCACUCCGACUCCCACCAUCAUGAGCAACAUUCUCAUGACCAUCUUGGACAUGCUCACGAGGAUCAUGGAAAACAUCAUGAAUGUAGCUUUGGUUCCCACAAAUGCCAUGAAAAGUCAUGCUCUGACCACAGUGACCAUCAUGAACACCACAGCCACCAUCCCGAUGCCCGUGCUGACAGUCGGAAAGAAGAUCACAUUAGCGAGGGAACUAACUGUCACAAUCACCUUGACCAUGACCACCACCAUCAUCAUCAAGCAGCUGACAACCAUGUCCAUGAAAGCAGUCACAAUCACCUUGACCAUGUUCAUCAACAUGACCACCACCACCACCAUCAUCAAGCUGAGAACUGUGUCCAUCAAAGAAGUCAUGAUCACCUUGGCCACGGUCACAAGCAUGACCACCAACAUCAUCAUCAAACUGACAACCAUGUUCAUGAAAGCUUCCUCAAUGGCUCUUCAAGAAGUUUGCAUGAUCACACAUUCGAAGGUCAAAAUAUGGCAGAAUCUCAUGGUCGUGGAGCAGGUUCCCAGAUCCACACACACUGUUCAGAUACUCAAAGUUGCUCCUCCAUGGGAAAUCAUGAUUCCCAGCCAAGAAAACUUCCAUCUGGUGGAGAAAAACCACAAAAUCACCACCAUCAGCAUAUUGACCACAACAUGGAAGGAAUAUUUUUGCAUGUUCUGGCAGACACUUUGGGAAGUGUUGGAGUUGUUAUAUCAACGCUUUUAAUUAAGUACAAGGGAUGGCUUGUUGCCGAUCCUGGCUGCUCAAUAUUUAUUUCAGUCUUGAUUGUAUCUUCAGUUAUCCCAUUACUCAGAAACUCUGCAGAAAUUUUGCUCCAAAGAGUUCCAAGGAUGCAUGAGCAAGAUUUAAAAGAAGCUCUAAACGGUGUUAUGAAUAUAAAGGGAGUGUGUGGAAUCCAGAAUUUGCAUGUUUGGAGCUUUACCAACACAGAUGUUGUAGGGACCCUAAAUCUUCAUAUCUCGGAAGAAACUGAUAAGGCUUCUACAAAGGCACAGGUGUCACGGAUAUUACAUGAAGCUGGAAUCAAAGAUUUGACAUUACAGGUGGAAUGUGUUAGGUAAAUGUUGUAGUAACUUCUGUUAAUUUCAUUGUCGUUUGAGAGGUCUUCCAGUGAGUAGUGACCACAUCAUCAAUUUUCAUCACCUUAAAGAUGCUGUUGGCGUCUAGAGAAAGUGUGGAUCUUCUGUUCUUCCUCUUGUGUUGACAAUAUCAACGUGGCCGUGCUUUUUAGAUACUAGCCGGUGUGUGAUAGCUACUUGUAGGAUCAGUGUGCUUUUUCCUAUCAACUCAGGAAGGCUAACGAAUUCCAUAUACGUAUUUAAAAAAGAAAAUGGUUAACAUUCUGACAGAGACAAAGUUACUUGCUAUAGGAUUAUUUGGUCAUAUGCAAUUUUCCACUCAUGUAAAGAAACAAGCAGAGGAUGAUGCAUUACUACAUAGUUGUGACUAUUUGCUGGCGUGGGCAUACUUUUGUGGUUCAGGUCCAUGGAUCAUUUGGAUCUUAAAAGUUCUA
This is a messenger RNA of Juglans microcarpa x Juglans regia, 3355 nucleotides long. Its product is annotated as zinc transporter 5. The transcript has a single exon. Gene Ontology annotation, cellular component: Golgi apparatus; membrane. The coding region runs from base 93 to 2903 and encodes 936 amino acids. Lineage: Eukaryota; Viridiplantae; Streptophyta; Magnoliopsida; Fagales; Juglandaceae. Gene Ontology annotation, biological process: transmembrane transport; intracellular zinc ion homeostasis; zinc ion transport. The record is from RefSeq and is a predicted model, not a curated record. Gene Ontology annotation, molecular function: zinc ion transmembrane transporter activity.